AUGUUGGCGAUGAUAAAUCGUGUUCUCGAUUGGAUUCGUAGUUUAUUUUGGCGUGAAGAAAUGGAGUUAACAUUAGUUGGUUUGCAAAAUUCUGGAAAGACAACUUUCGUUAAUGUCAUAGCGAGUGGUCAAUUUACGGAAGAUAUGAUCCCAACUGUUGGUUUCAAUAUGCGAAAAAUAACUAAAGGAAAUGUUACGAUUAAGUUAUGGGACAUAGGAGGUCAACCGCGUUUUCGUUCUAUGUGGGAACGGUACUGCCGAGGAGUUAAUGCUAUUAUAUUUAUGGUUGACGCUGCUGACGAAGAUAAAAUGGAGGCUUCAAGAAAUGAACUUUUACAGCUUUUAGACAAGCCACAGUUAGAUUCCAUACCAGUGCUUGUUUUGGCUAAUAAAAAAGAUCUUCCUGGUGCACUUGAUGAACGGCAACUAAUCGAACGCAUGAAUCUUUCUUCGAUUCAGAAUCGUGAAAUUUGUUGCUAUUCUAUAUCAUGUAAAGAAAAAGAUAAUAUAGGUACGUUUAGAAUUUUCUAUUGCAUUUGCAAAUACUCAGGGAAUUUUUAA
Messenger RNA from Dracunculus medinensis (Guinea worm), 561 nucleotides. Lineage: Eukaryota; Metazoa; Nematoda; Chromadorea; Rhabditida; Dracunculidae. The record is from the annotation of a GenBank genome assembly.